This is a messenger RNA of Lotus japonicus, 2663 nucleotides long. RefSeq names its product protein FAR1-RELATED SEQUENCE 6-like. Gene Ontology annotation, molecular function: zinc ion binding. Lineage: Eukaryota; Viridiplantae; Streptophyta; Magnoliopsida; Fabales; Fabaceae. Gene Ontology annotation, biological process: regulation of DNA-templated transcription. The record is from RefSeq and is a predicted model, not a curated record. The transcript has 3 exons. The coding region runs from base 420 to 2432 and encodes 670 amino acids.
CUCAAUAGAAGUAGAACUGACACGCAUGAACAGAACAGAACAGAAGUGUGUCACUCUCAGUUCUAUUCUAUGUUGUAGCAUGCUUUGGCACUUGUCAAAGGUUAUUUCAUGUCGUAAUUAAUCACUACAAACUCCCUCACAGUCACACAACACUGGAUCGGAGGAGUGUAGUAAUGGAAACCUAAACGCCCAAUUCUUAAACGCUGCGUUUCCUCCUCCUCCUUCUUCUUCAGUCUUCACAGCAGUGAUUACAAUCUUUGCCUCCUCGCACUGCAUAGGAACACAGAAUUCAACAACCAGCAUUUUCAGCUUUAGGUUGUUAGUUUUCACUUUGAAUCCAGCUUCAGGAGCACAUCACUAUAGCCCUACCUUUCUUUGAGGAUUUGUAAACCUGGAAGUUAUCUUGGUUCUUGAAGGAAAUGGGUGAUGACUGUGAUACAGAUUCGCAUGCCCCAUUAGAUAAUAAUUCUAGUGGGUGUCAGGAAACCUUGACUCCACUUUUACUGGCAGAAUGUAAGGCUGAAGUCCUUCCUUUUGAUGAAAAUGAUGAUCUUCAUGUGCCACAGCCCGGGAUGAUAUUUAGUUCAGAGGAUGAAGUCAGAUCAUAUUACAAAGAAUUUGCCAGCCAAUUAGGCUUCCGGGUCAUGACUAGAACCUCAAGAAAGGGACGUGAUGGCAGAGUUAAAUAUUUAAUACUUCAAUGCUCUGGAUCUGGAGGAAGUAAUAAAGGAGGAAUAAGUACGUACAUGAAACCGAAUUGUGAAGCCAAGAUAACUGUGACAUUGAAUAAGGAUGGGACCUGCCGAGUAAACACGGUUACUCUCAGUCACAAUCAUGAAUUGAGUUCACAUGGAAUCUUAAAGAAUAUUGACAUGCGGAGUAAGAAGAUAUCGGGUCAGAAGAAUGUUGACGUGUGUGUUAAGAGGACGUCAAGUCAAAGUGACUGCAGAAACUACACUAAGAAAAGAAGGCAUUUGCUUGGGGAGAAUGGAGAUAGUGAGGCCCUUCAAAAGUAUUUUGGUAGGAUGCAAAAACAAGAUAGCAACUUCUUUUAUACGGUUGACAUUGAUGAUUUCUUCAGCGUGAGGAAUGUCUUUUGGGCUGAUGGGAGAAGUCGGGCUGCAUACGAAUCAUUUGGUGAUGUGCUGACUGUUGAUACUGCAUAUCUCUUUAAUCAAUACAAAAUGCCACUUGUAACUUUUGUUGGAGUAAACCAUCAUGGGCAAUCUGUACUUUUUGGCUGUGCGUUGUUGUCAAGUGAAGACUUGGAGUCAUUUGUUUGGCUCUUUCAAUCAUUGCUACAUUGCAUGUCUGGUGUUCCCCCACAAGGAAUUAUAACAAAUCAUUGCGAGGCCAUGCAAAAGGCGAUUGAAACUGUGCUCCCAUCCACUCGACAUCGUUGGUGUUUAUCGUAUAUAAUGAAAAAACUUCCCCAAAAGCUACAGAGAUAUCCUCAGUACGAGUCCAUAAAACACCAUUUGCAGAAUGUUGUGUAUGAUGCAGUCUCAACAGAUGAGUUUGAGAGGAAUUGGAUGAAGAUUGUGGAGGAUUUUGGCCUUGAGGACAAUGAGUGGUUGAAUGAAUUGUUUCUUGAGCGGCAUCACUGGGUUCCUUCCUUUGUCAGAAGUAGUUUUUGGGCUGGAAUGUCCGUUAAUCUACUUAAUGAGAGCAUGCAUGCCUUUUUUGAUGGAUAUGUAAACCAGCACACAACUUUGAAGCAAUUUGUUGAUCAAUAUGAUAAUACUUUGCAGUACAAGGCAGAGCAGGAGUACGUAGCUGAUGUACAUUCAUCUUGUAGCACUAAGGCUUGUAUUACCCAAUCUCUCAUUGAGCGGCAGUUUCAAUCUGCAUACACUAAUGCAAAAUUUCAAGAGGUUCAAGAUGAGUUUGUUGGAAAGGCUGAUUGUAAUGUUUCUGUUGACCGAGUUGAUGGUUCUAUUUGUCACUAUAAUGUUGUUGAGGAUGUGAUAAUCGGUGAUAUGCCUAGGGAAUACGUGGUUGAAGUAACAUAUAACAGAGUGACUUGUGAUGUAAAGUGUGAUUGCCGCUUGUUUGACUUCAGAGGGAUACUUUGUAGGCACUCACUUGCCAUACUAUCACAAGAACGAGUAAAGGAAGUACCGGGUAGUUAUGUUUUGGAUAGGUGGAGGAAAAACUUGAGGAGGAAGUAUGUUUAUGUCAAAACCAGUUAUUGUGUUCAGCACCUUAAACCUCAAAUGCAAAGGCUUGAAUCCUUAUGCAAUCAAUUUAUAAGUGUUGCUGAAGCCGCAGCUGAAUCUGAGGAAACAACUUCCUUUGUAAAGGUUACACUUUGUAACUUCAAGGAGAAGCUUGAAGCAUGGGCACCCCAUUUGACAAACUCAUCUCAGGUGGACAUAGAGGAAGCUCAGUGCAUAAGUUCAUCUUAUGGUGCUGGAGAUGCACUAACAUGAUGGAUUGUAAAGAGCAUGCUUUCUUAUUCUCUUAUCUAUGACUUUUUUUAAGAGAUGUAAUUAAUUUCAAUUUUGUCUUUAUUUUUUCUUUUAUGCCAUCUUAGCUUUCUGAUUUCUCAAUAAUGGAGUAAUUUUGUAGUCCUCUUCUUAUUGUAAUUAUGCGGAUCAUAUGAUUCAUCUUCACAUUGCUCCUGUAUUAUAUCAAACCAUGUUGCUUUCACUUCGUCGUAA